This is a messenger RNA of Zonotrichia albicollis (white-throated sparrow), 251 nucleotides long. Lineage: Eukaryota; Metazoa; Chordata; Aves; Passeriformes; Passerellidae. The record is from RefSeq and is a predicted model, not a curated record.
CACACCGUCCUGCUGCACCGCAGCACCGGCAAGUUCCACUACAAGAAGGAGGGCACCUACUCCAUUGGCACCGUGGGCACCCAGGACGUGGAUUGCGACUUCAUCGACUUCGCCUACGUGCGCGUCUCCUCCGAGGAGCUCGACCGCGCCCUCCGCAAGGCUGUGGGGGAGUUUAAGGACGCGCUGCGCAGCUCCGGCUCCGACGGCAUGGGGCAGAUCUCCCUGGAGUUCUACCAGAAGAAGAAAUCCCG